This is a messenger RNA of Brassica oleracea var. oleracea, 1643 nucleotides long. RefSeq names its product probable WRKY transcription factor 21. The record is from RefSeq and is a predicted model, not a curated record. NCBI's taxonomy places the organism in Eukaryota, Viridiplantae, Streptophyta, Magnoliopsida, Brassicales, Brassicaceae. The transcript is spliced from 3 exons. Gene Ontology annotation, biological process: regulation of DNA-templated transcription. Gene Ontology annotation, molecular function: DNA-binding transcription factor activity; sequence-specific DNA binding. The coding region runs from base 433 to 1443 and encodes 336 amino acids.
GGGGUAAAAUCACAAUAUAAAAAAAAAAAUCAGAGGGAUGUGGUUGAGUGAUUGCAGAAGCUACAGAGAGAGAGAGAGAGAGUGUCAAGAAAGUCUCCUCUUACACACCUUUCGUUUUCUCGAACCUCUUAUAUGAAAGAUGGUGGAGGAAUCUUCGGUUUGACAACUCUUUUAAGCUUGCAAGGAACCUCCUCCGUUUUGCUUUCGCUUCCUCAUCAUUCUCUCGUUUCAGUUUGAUCCUACUUUGAUAAAGCUUGUAUCUUUUCUUCUUCAAGCUUAAGAAAGGCAACUUCUUUAUUUUCUCUCCUUUGGAGAUGGGUUUGUGUAAAAAUGGAAACUUUACUAUCUGGGUCUUUCCCAUUUUGGUUUCCAGGGUAGAUUAGUGAUUUUGUUCUUGGGAGUUUUAUUUUGGGUUGUUUAAACUUUAAAGACAUGGAGGAGAUAGAAGGAGCGAACAGAGCAGCUGUAGAUAUUUCUCAUAGAGUUCUUAACCUCUUAUGUACACCACAUCAACAAGAUCAAGAGUACAAACUGUCUGAGACUAGAGAAGCUGUGUUUAGGUUCAAGAGAGUGUCGAGUCUGUUAAGUACUACUAGUGUGGGUCAUGCCAGGUUUAGAAGAGCUAAGGAACCUCAUACCCAUUUGUCUCAAAGCAUCUUCCUUGAUCAAAGAACAGAACCUCCACCAUCUCAGACAGCACCGGUUAUGAUGCUCCGGUCUGGUUUACAUGAGUUGAGCACUGAUUCCCCCACUUUAGGGACCAGGUCCUUCAGUUUGAACUCAGAUGCUAAAGCAAAAGCGCCUCUCCUUCAGCUUAACCAGUCAAUCCAUCAGAAUAUGUUUCCUGAACAUCAACAGUUACAUGAACGCUUGGAGGCUCACCGUCAUCAGAUGCAGAAGCAACAGAAACAUCAAGGUGAGAUUAUGCUAAGGAAGUGCAACGGUGGGAUAAGCUUGAGUUUUGACAACUCGAGCUGUACUCAAACCAUGUCAUCCACUAGAUCCUUCGUUUCAUCCCUUAGCAUAGAUGGCAGCGUUGCUAAUUUAGAAGGAAGGAACUCUUUUCAUUUGGUAGGGGCUCCGAGUUCAACGGAUCAGAGUUUACAACACUCUAAGAGAAAAUGCCUCAUGAAAUGCGGGAGCUCUAGCCGAUGCCACUGCUCUAAGAAGAGGAAACAUAGGGUUAGGAGAUCGAUCAGAGUGCCUGCUAUAAGUAACAAGGUUGCAGAUAUCCCUCCUGAUGAUUAUUCGUGGCGAAAGUAUGGUCAGAAACCCAUCAAGGGCUCUCCUUAUCCCAGGGGAUAUUACAAAUGCAGUAGCAUGAGAGGCUGUCCAGCGAGGAAGCACGUUGAGAGAUGCUUGGAAGAUCCGGCAAUGCUUAUUGUUACUUAUGAAGCAGAGCAUAGCCAUCCCAAAUUGCCAUCUCAAGCCAUGACAACUUAACUUUUAUUGUAUCUUGUGUGUGCUUUGCUCCAUUAUUGUGUGAUAUAUGAAUCCGGAGCAGGUGCCUUUGUUUUAGGGGUGGGUGGGUGUGUGUGUGUUCUGCAAUAGUUGUUGGGUUAAGGGGGGUAAAAAUGUAGGAUUUGUCAACACUCGUUUCUCAAGUUUAUUAUUGCUCUUAAUGAUUCCAUGUUUUAUUAGUC